GACACCCGCCGGGACAAGUAGCAAUUAUAACCCCCGCCCCCCCUCCUCACUCCCCGCUUGGAAGCGUCUUAAUUCGGUGGCUCACAAAGGUUUUAAGCGGCCGUGCGGGAAUUACCCGCAGUCCGGUCCCCCGCAUUUAGCACGGAGCUAAGCGGACCUGGAGCGAGCCGCCCUCUCUUCAUUUGUCAACAAAAGCCCUUCCCCCCACGCAGGCUCCUUAAAAGGAUGGUUUGGCCAACAACCGAGCCGUGGCUAACGUUCUCGCUUUCCCGUCGCCUUCAUAUGCUGCAGUGUUGACUUCCCCCCUCACCGUCGCCGAGCUAGCAUGGCGGAGCGUGCGGCCAAGCGGCUCUGCUGUAGGCCGGGCUACGGCUCGACGUGUCGGCCGGACCAGCGAGCCGGAGCCGGCGCCGGGGCUCCGUCGGCGGAGAGCCCGGAGUCGUUGCUGGACAUCGCGGCGAGGCGCGUGGCGGAAAAGUGGCCCUUCCAGCGGGUGGAGGAGCGUUUCGAACGGAUUCCGGAGCCCGUACAGCGGCGGAUUGUGUACUGGUCGUUCCCGAGGAGCGAGCGAGAGAUCUGCAUGUACUCGUCGUUCGGAAGCGGGACGGAGGAGCCCGGCGGCCCGGAGAGCGGCGACGAGACUCGGCUGCCCUUCCGCCGCGGCGUCGCUCUCCUGGAGGGCGGCUGCGUGGACAACGUCCUGCAAGUGGGCUUCCACCUAAGCGGCACGGUGCGUGAGCCGGCCACGCCCUCGGAGCCGGAGCUGCUGUGCAACGUGAGCGUGAGCUUCGACCGCUGCAAGAUCACGGCGGUGACGUGCGGCUGCGGCAACAAGGACAUCUUCUACUGCGCUCACGUGGUGGCGCUGUCGCUGUACCGCGUGCGCAGCCCCGAGCAGGUCAAGCUGCGGCUGCCCAUCUCGGAGACGCUCUUCCAGAUGAACCGCGACCAGCUGCAGAAGUUGGUCCAAUACCUGAUCACGGUGCACCACACCGAGGUGCUGCCCACCGCGCAGAAGCUGGCUGACGAGAUCCUGUCGCAGAACUCGGAGAUCAACCAGGUGCACGGCGCUCCCGACCCGACCGCCGGGGCCAGCGUGGACGACGACAACUGCUGGCAUCUGGACGAGGAGCAGGUCCAGGAGCAGGUCAAGCUCUUCCUGUCUCAGGGCGGCUACCACGGAUCCGGCAAGCAGCUCAACCUCCUCUUCAGCAAGGUGCGAGAGAUGCUAAAGAUGCGGGACUCCAACGGCGCCCGUAUGCUGACGCUGAUCACGGAGCAGUUCAUGGGGGACCCUCGGCUGGCACUGUGGCGCCAACAGGGGACCACCAUUACCGACAAGUACAGGCAGCUCUGGGAUGAACUCGGGGCGCUGUGGAUGUGCAUCGUCCUCAACCCUCAUUGUAAGGCCGACCAGAAGACGGGGUGGCUCAGGCAGCUCCGCCGCUGGAACGGCGUGGACGUGUGCCCCCUAGAGGACGGAAACCAGGGCAGUAGCCAGCUCAGCAACAUCACCAACGCCAUACCACGAGGACACAACGCCAAUCCCGACUCACCUCAGCGCACGGUGUUCACGCGGGCCAUGGAGGCCUGCGACCUGCACUGGCAGGACGCCCACCUGCAGCGUAUCCUCACCGAGGACCGCUACGUCGACCGCUGUCGCCACGACAACCCGGACCUCUUCGACGGCCGGGGGUGGCCCCUGUGGCACGAGCACGUCCCCACGGCGUGCGCCCGCGUGGACGCCCUGCGUUCUCACGGGUACCCCAAGGAGGCGCUCCGGCUGGCCGUGGCCGUGGUCAACACGCUACGCAGGCAGCAGCGCAAGCAGCUGGAGUUCUUCCGCACUCACAAGAAAGAGGUGCUCCACAAGGGCAUGACCUCCGUCACCAACCUGGAGGGCUGGGUGGGACACCCGCUGGACCCCGUGGGCACCCUCUUCAGCACCCUCACGGAGACCGAGACGGACGCCGUGCUGGACGAGGGCGAGACGCCGGCGGCGCUGGCGGCGGAGGUGGCGCUGAUCGGCCUCGGGCAGCAGCGGGUCAUGCCCGACGGGCUCUACGCGCAGGAGAAGGUGUGCCGCAACGAGGAGCAGCUGCUGGCCAAACUGCAGCAGGUGGAGCCGGACGACGUGCUGGUCAACGUCUUCCGCAAGCAAGCCGCCAUCUUGCUGGACGCUGGUCCGUACAGCGGUCUGGGCGAGUUGCUGUACAGAGAGAGCGUCCCCAUGCAUACCUUCGCCAAGUAUCUCUUCACCUCGCUGCUCCCUCACGACGCCGAGCUGGCCUACAAGAUUGCACUGAGGGCCAUGAGGCUGCCGGUCCUGGAGUCUAGCGUGACGUCCGGCGAUCUGUCCCGCUCGCAUCACAUGGUGUCGGUGGUGGCCAAUCGUUACCCUCGCUGGUUCACCCUCAGCCACAUUGAGUCCCAGCAGUGCGAACUGGCGUCCGCCAUGCUCACCGCUGCCAAAGGUGAUGCUCGCAAGCUGCAAACUGUGCUCGAGUCCAUCCAGAAGAACAUCCACUCCUCCUCGCACAUCUUCAAGCUGGCCCAGGACGCCUUCAAGAUCGCCACCUUGAUGGACGGCCUGCCCGACCUGACGCUGCUCAAAGUCUCUCUGGAACUGGGCCUGCAGGUGAUGAGGAUGACACUGUCCACCCUCAACUGGCGGAGACGAGAGAUGGUGCGCUGGCUCGUCACGUGUGCCACUGAAGUCGGCGUGUUUGCACUGGACAGCAUCAUGCAGAGCUGGUUCACCCUCUUCACACCCACAGAGGCGACAAGCGUGGUGGCGAGCAGCAUCAUGUCCAACAGCACCAUCGUGCGCCUCCACGUGGACUCUCGGCAGCAGCAGAACUUGGCCAACUCGGCACGGACCCUGGCCCUACAGUGCGCCACGAAGGACCCGCAAAACUGCGCCCUGUCGGCCCUGACGUUGUGCGAGAAGGACCACGUCGCCUUCGAGACGGCCUACCAGAUCGUGCUGGACGCCGCCUCCACGGGCAUGAGCUACACGCAGCUGUUCACCAUCGCGCGCUACAUGGAGCCUCGCGGCUACCCAAUGCGGGCGUACAAGCUGGCCACGUUGGCCAUGACGCACCUGAACCUCAGCUACAACCAGGACACACACCCGGCCAUCAACGAUGUCCUGUGGGCGUGCGGCCUCAGCCACUCGCUGGGUAAAAAUGAGCUGGCGGCCGUCAUACCGUUGGUGGUGAAGAGCGUCAAGUGCGCAACGGUGCUGUCGGACAUCCUGCGGCGCUGCACGCUGACCGCGCCAAGCAUGAUGGCGCUGCACAGUCGCAGGAACACGGCUAAGCUGAUGUCGCUGGACAAGGCGCCGCUGCGGCAUCUGCUGGACGCCACCAUCGGCGCCUACAUCAACACCACACACUCGCGCCUCACGCACAUCAGCCCGCGACACUACGGCGAGUUCAUCGAGUUCCUCAGCAAGGCGCGCGAGACCUUCCUCAUGGCACACGACGGCCACGUGCAGUUCACGCAGUUCAUCGACAACCUCAAGCAGAUCUACAAGGGCAAAAAGAAACUCAUGAUGCUCGUGCGAGAGCGAUUCGGCUGACUGAUGAAAAACAAAAAGAAAGAUAAGCACCAAAACGCCACUUUUACUUGAGUUUUAUCCUACAACUUGAAAUGAACCUAAAGUCUUAUUGAGUCUUUGAACAUUUCAAGCGAUUGGACCGAGAUGUGAAUGACAAAAGACUGCAGUAAAUCUGUUUAUCGCAGGGGAUGCGUUCCUGUCUUGAUGACAAUAUGCUAUAUAGAGACCAUCGCUUAAAAAUCGGCAAUAUAGUGGGGGCCACCAACGAUGAACCGUAGUGUAGCGGGGGUUCACUGUACUUGGGUGCAUCUGUGACUGUGAGACUUGCUUUUUUUUUUUUUUUUUUUUUAAAUGAAUGAGUUUUACACUGAAUACAAACGUUAACCUCCACCUCGCCCGUCGCUUACAACCUCUAAGAGAAGAGCGGCUUUGAACCAAAUGGAGUGACCAAUCAGUACCUCUUCUUCUUUUAGUAUCCAGCUUUAUGGCACCAUGUUGGGGUUAGAAUUAGGGUUGGGAUUUGGGUAGAGUUAUGGUAAGGGUUGGGGGUUACAGUAUAUAUUAGGGUUGGUGGGACCCUAACCUCAACUCAUUGAGGUGAGGGAUAGAUAUGGUGUAAGGGUAGGGUUGGGUUAGGGCGGCGCGGCUGAUGUUUGGAUUCCAGUUGGGGUAAUGUUAGGGUUAGAAUUGGGGAAGGGUUGGAGUUGGGUUAAGUUCGGGGGUCUGGGUUGGAGUUGGGUUAAUGUUGGGGCUCAAGUUAAUGUUAGAUUUGGGUUAAAGUUAGGGAUAGACAAGUGGUAAGGAUGGGGUUGAGGACGGAUUUGGCUGGGUUAGGAUGAGGGGGUUAAAUUUAGGAUUAGAGUUGGGGUAAGGGUUGGGUUGAGGUGCCGCAGUUCAGGCUUGGGUUCCAGUUCUGUCCCAGUUUCAGGAAAACCUCAUUUGGUUUAGCUUGCUUGCUGCACGUUAACAGAAAACUCAGGGAUUUCUCUUGGGCGGAAAAAAAGAAGAAAGGAGAACAAAAGCAUUUUAUAUGUAAAUAUGAAAAAUAUAUGGGCAACAAAUAUAUGUUAGCUAAUUUAUGACAGAAGAGUCUAUGUGAGGCACAAUACUUGAAGCUGCAGUACUUUUUUUAAUACAAAAAAAACAAAAAAAAAACAUAUCACGAGGACUUGACAGGAAGUGGACCAGCAGAGUGCAUUGUGGAAGGAAGAGCGAGCAAACCCAACGAAACUGCUUCAAGUUUCACUUCCGAGCUUCAUCCUGAGAAAUGUUCCUCUCCUGUGGUCCUGAGCAGCCUUCUUUCUUGCCUUGUCGUCUUAACGCUUUAAAACAACCAUAUGUAAAAACCAUUUCAGCAUUUAUUCCAUAUGCUUUCUAUCCAGCUCCAGGUCCAUGUCGUACCCGCUUUGUCCUCACGAGUAGGACAACUUUUGCAUACACUAACUACACGGAGUAAUUUCUCAAAACUGCUUUCCAUACAACCAAAUGGGAGCUGUGACUACCAAACGUUUGUGUCUUUUAUUUUUUCUUUCUUUUUUUUUUUUUUUUUUUUUUUUUUGAUCAUUUCAGCUGUGUCGUCGUUAGUGGCUUUUGUUUUAGAUACUGUUAUUUAUUACGCUAGAUAAAAGGAAAAGAUUGUACCGCAGCGUGGACAUGCUCAUGAAACUGAUGUUUGAUACACUGAUCCGUUUAUUUAUGUAACUAAACCACUGUUUUAUAAACUUGUUCAAAGAAUUGUUUGCCUUAUGGAUUAAAUGUUUAGUUCUUGUUUUUGAAAAGGAUGAAA
Molecule: messenger RNA, 5348 nt
Organism: Phyllopteryx taeniolatus (common seadragon)
Lineage: Eukaryota; Metazoa; Chordata; Actinopteri; Syngnathiformes; Syngnathidae
Gene: zswim6
Product: zinc finger, SWIM-type containing 6
Exons: 13
Coding region: 326-3583 (1085 amino acids)
Cellular component (GO): Cul2-RING ubiquitin ligase complex
Source: RefSeq, a predicted model, not a curated record